Molecule: messenger RNA, 842 nt
Organism: Camelina sativa (false flax)
Lineage: Eukaryota; Viridiplantae; Streptophyta; Magnoliopsida; Brassicales; Brassicaceae
Source: RefSeq, a predicted model, not a curated record
AUGGGAAUCAGAAUCGACGGCGGAGAGGUGCUGGAGACUUUCGAAAGAGCUGAUGCUGUUACAUCUGAGCCGGUUAAGGCGAGUUAUGGAUCUAACCGUGAUGGGGAGGAUGAAGAGUAUGAAUGGGUGGCUGUAGAUAAAGAGGUUGAUUUUAUUACGGAUAAAGCUCCGGAGCUUGACGAAGUUGACGAUGCCUUCUCUGCACUUCAAUUGAUGUUCAAUGAGGAUGAUGAAAAAUCAGAAGACCAGGUUACAGAGUCGGAGUCUGUGGAUUGGAUUGAGCCUCCGUUGCAGCUCUGUAAUACUAGUCUUCUACAGCCUUACAUGCUGGAUAGACUCUACGACGCCUGCCAUGUGUUUCAGACCGACCCUUCUGUUCAGAGAAUGGUUAUCUCUUUGACUUCAGACAGGGCUGUUUGGGAUGCAGUGAUGAACAACGAGGUUGUCCGGGAGCUCAUAAGCAAUGUUGAGAGGUCAGAAGAAGACUCUGGUUCAGCCCCAAAUUGUUGUAUAAGAAAGUUGUUUGAGAGAAGUGCCAUCAAAAUCAUGGACGCCAUGGAGAGAGUCACAAAGUACGUCACUGACCUCUUCAAUGUUGUUCCUGGAGAUGAGACAGUUAUGCUAGCUUCAGGUGCUGCCCCGGUGAUGGAGAAACUUCAGAUGUGCGUUCUGCUCACCAUUGUUGUCCUUCUUAUCGUUUUAGUUACCCGAGUGACGGGAGGUAGAUAGUAUAAAUUACCAUGUCAAACUAUGAUCUCAUACUUCCGGGUCUGCUCAACAAUUGUGAGUGCGCAACUUCUGCGGGUGAAACCGCAGCAGAAGAAAAGUGAUACUUGUGCUUA